Molecule: messenger RNA, 1771 nt
Organism: Setaria italica (foxtail millet)
Lineage: Eukaryota; Viridiplantae; Streptophyta; Magnoliopsida; Poales; Poaceae
Product: protein ALTERED XYLOGLUCAN 4
Exons: 2
Coding region: 148-1524 (458 amino acids)
Cellular component (GO): Golgi apparatus
Molecular function (GO): O-acetyltransferase activity
Source: RefSeq, a predicted model, not a curated record
CGUCCAUCGCACCGUGCCGUCAGUAGAAAAAAAAAAUUCCCACCCUGCGGCUCUCCCUUUCCUCGAUUACCCCCCUUCCGUCCUCCUCUGCUUGUGCCAUGGUUUCCUCCUCCUGAACAGCACGGCCACAUCUCGCAGCCUGCAGCCAUGGUCACUAACUUCCUGCAGAAGUACCAGCUCCAGAACCACCAGCUCAUACUCCCCAAGAAGCAGUUCAUCACCUACGCCCUGUACGCGCUAGUCGCCCUCGCCUUCCUCCAUUACCUGCUCUUCUACCCCGCGCUCGCAUCUGGCAAGUCGGUGGUGGUGGCGCAAGUGCAGGAGGAGGUCGCAGCGGUUGUCUCAGCUCGGGUGGAUGCACCGGAGCAGCUUCUUCCCCUUCCUCCCCCACCCUCUCCCAACCAAGGAGAUAAAGCGUUGGGGAAUCGACAAGCCGAGGAAGAAGUGCCUGCGCCGCCGCCGUGCGACUACUCCGACGGCGAGUGGGCGCCGGAAGCGCGGCCACCGCUCUACAAUGGCACGAGCUGCGGCACUAUCAAGGACGGCCAGAACUGCAUGGCGCACGGCCGGCCCGACACCGGCUACCUCUACUGGCGGUGGCGGCCGCGGGGGUGCGACCUGCCGGCCUUCUCCCCUGAGGCGUUCCUCCGCUGGCUCCGCAACAAGCACCUGGCCUUCGUCGGCGACUCCCUGGCGCGGAACCAGGCGGAGUCGCUGCUGUGCCUCCUCGCGUCCCGCUCCCCGCCGGAGCUCGCGUACCGGGACGGCGAGGAGAACCGGUUCCGACGGUUCGUGUUCCGGGAGUUCAACGCCACGGUGUCCGUGUUCUGGUCGCCGUUCCUGGUGAAGGUCGCCGAGAAGGCGGAGCACGCGGGCGUGCGGCACAACAACGUGUUCCUGGACGCGUUCGACGAGCGGUGGAUGUCGCAGCUGGGCGCGCUCGACGUCGCGGUCCUGUCCGUGGGCCACUGGUUCCUGAUCCCCGGCGUCUACCACGACGGCGGCAGGGUCGUCGCGUGCCACGACUGCGCGGACCUCAACCACACCGAGACCGACUUCUUCGGCGUGUUCCGGGACGCCAUCCACCGGACGCUCGCCGAGGUCACCAGGCGGCACAGCGACGGCGCGGGGAAGAAGAAGGUGGUCGCGCUGACCACGUUCUCGCCGGCGCACUUCGAGGGGGACUGGGACAAGACCGGUGCGUGCCCGAAGAAGCGGCCGUACAGGGCCGGCGAGAAGGGGCUGGGGUACACGGAGUCGGAGAUGCGGAAGACCGUGGUGGAGGCGGUGCGGUCCGGGGCCGACGCCGCCGGCGCCGGGUCCGGGCUGCGGUUCGCGGCGCUGGACGUGACGGCGCUGGCGAACCUGCGGCCGGACGGGCACCCCGGGCCGUACAUGAACAAGGACCCGUUCGGCGGCGGCGGCGCGGGCGACAGGAGGGUGCAGAACGACUGCGUGCACUGGUGCAUGCCCGGGCCGGUGGACACGUUCAACGAGAUCCUGCUCCAGACCGUCCUCCGGUGACCGCGCCGCGCGAGACAUGAAGACGACAGGCAUGUCUGCUCAUGUCUCAUGUGCUCGCUCCAAAGAUUUGGAUCGAAAUGCACGUGCAUCGACGAUUCUUUCAGUUGUGUAUGUGAUACAUAUGAUUACUUGGUUACUAGGAUAUGAGAUACUCAUCGGUACUAGGUCAAGUUUGUUUUGGGUAGUUGUGAUGAUACUGAAAUUGUAGCUUUUCUGAAGCCUUCAAGGACAGGCAUUUUCAGGAUGA